This is a messenger RNA of Cucurbitaria berberidis CBS 394.84, 957 nucleotides long. RefSeq lists its product as uncharacterized. Bases 1 to 957 code for a protein of 318 amino acids. Gene Ontology annotation, cellular component: membrane. The transcript has a single exon. The record is from RefSeq and is a predicted model, not a curated record. Gene Ontology annotation, molecular function: transferase activity, transferring alkyl or aryl (other than methyl) groups. Lineage: Eukaryota; Fungi; Ascomycota; Dothideomycetes; Pleosporales; Cucurbitariaceae.
AUGGGCCACGCAGCAGCACCAUCCAUACCUGUAACGACCAUUCCUGGCACCAUCCCUGGGGUUAUCCUCUACCAUGCACAUACGUUGUUGCUCUUCACAUGCGAUCAGAUCCUCGACACGGUCAUUCCUGGCACAACCUUCGGGAUUACUGCGGCUACCUCAGGUCCGGUACUAGACUUGCCGGCGCAAAAUAUCACGUCCAUUUUACAACGCAUACUAUUGGUGGCAGUCUGGCUGUGGCUGGUCAUUCUCCAAUUCUGUCUACAGAACCAACGCAACCCAGGAUCAGUGGAGGAAGAUAGUAUAAACAAGCCCUGGCGUCCAAUUCCAUCGGGACGCGUUACUAGUGCUCAGGUAGAGUAUCUCCUGAUCGCAACGCAUAUUCUUGCCAGCGUUGCAAGCUGUUGCCUUGGCGUAUUGCCGAUCUUCGUGGUUUACAUAAUCUUGAUUACAGCGUACAACGACUUUGGCGGUGGCGACCACAACGGCAUCCUUCGUAAUCUGUUUUGUGGCGCUGGUUUCUCUUGCUACUUCAGUGGUGCAAUGAGUAUCGCUCUUGGACCGGAUAUCUCGAUGAGCUUUCAGGCAUGGAAGUGGACGCUGUUGAUCACGUUUUGUAUUCUUGCAACCACAAUCCAGACACAGGAUUUCCGCGAUGAAGCAGGCGACAAAGCUCGCAACCGGAGUACUCUCGUUACGAAAUUGGGUAGAAAGCCGGCACUGUGGACCGUCAUCAUUCUAGUUCCAUUAUGGUCUCUAUAUACAACUCUGGUCUUCUUCGAAGGCGGCUGGAAAAUGGCUGUCAUACCAGUUGUACUUGGUGGAACUCUAGUCACCACGGCUUUCCAAGCUAUGGGCGGAGACAUGCAUGAGCUGGAUCGACGGAUGUAUAAGAUCUGGUGUCUUUGGAUGUUUGGACUUUGCCCAUUACCUGUCAUGAAGAUAAUUUGGUCAUGA